GCUUGGUGUCUAGUAUUACAUCGGCACCCUGACGCCCCCUCUGUGCGGGAACAAAUACACCAAACUGAGCAGUGGUCACGACCUGAGCCUAGAGGCGUGGCAGCUUAUCUAUGCGUCUGACCAUCUUCCUCGUUCGUUAUUGAUCUGAAGGGUGACAUCAUCGGAAGUCGAAGCGCGCGUCAGAGACUGGUAUUGUCAUCUCGAGUGUCUUUCGAAGCCGUGUUGUGUUGUUGAAGAGUGUGCUGUCAACGAGAUUUGGGGUUCGUCGAGCGAUAUCUUCGGCCAUCAGGUCGGCUGCGUCUCUCAUGGCAACCAUUGCCAGGGGUUGGUCCUCAACCGACUUACCCUUGAGUAUCUCGCUGGACUCUUUUGUGGAUCAACGUGUUGAUCGCUGGAAGUGGAUGGAGGCCAACACUCCUGACCACAUCUACCACUACAGCUUUUCGCACCCUCCUUCUUGGGAAGGAUGGUUUCGUUUGUACCAAGGUCUCGAAUGGGACCGCGUGAAUGGGAAGAGAUCGCAGACCUCCCGUAAGGUGGGAGGGUACGACCUCAGAGCCGACGAUGUGAUCGCUGCCCAUAUCGACCAACUAAACGUCAACGCCGACUUUGAUCGGAACAGAGGGAACGUGAAGUGCUCGUCAACCUCUGAUCCGCUAUCGGGAAGAGGAAUCAGCUGUCACGAAGAGAUCUCGACACCGAGAAGGGAAAAAUCAGCGGUUGAGAAGAGAAGUCAGACUCUUCACACAAUUUGAAGAAAUCCCGUAUAACACAAUUCGCAAAGAGGCCUUCACAUAGAGCCGAGCGGGAUAGGAGGCAAGGCUGAGCCCAGUCGACCGCACCUACUUCAGCACGAAGAGAAAAACACGUACAGCUCACUCUCCGGCCGGACGCUAGUCUAUUUCAAGCCUUCGCCGAGUGCGAGGAAGAGGCGUAUCACGGAACUGGCCAAGAGGGUGCCAAAGCAUAACCCACGAACAACUAUAGGACUUCAAACGGUUCAUGUAGUGUCGUUGGCAGGGCUCACCA
Messenger RNA from Colletotrichum navitas, 1029 nucleotides. RefSeq lists its product as uncharacterized. The record is from RefSeq and is a predicted model, not a curated record. NCBI's taxonomy places the organism in Eukaryota, Fungi, Ascomycota, Sordariomycetes, Glomerellales, Glomerellaceae. The transcript has a single exon. Bases 306 to 755 code for a protein of 149 amino acids.